AUGGAUCCGGAGAAGGUGCACGAGGAGACGGUCGAGGACCUCAAAUCCACCGUCUUGUUACCGGAUAUCGAUCGGGCAGCGGAAAAACGACUUCUGUGGAAAGUUGACCUGCACGUCGUACCUAUUUUGACGUUCUUGUUUCUGCUCGCCUUUUUGGAUCGCAUUAACAUUGGCAAUGCGAGGUUGCAGGGGUUGGAGGAGGAUUUGGGGAUGGUGGGACAUGAUUAUAAUAUUGCUCUGUUCAUUUUCUUUAUUCCUUAUAUCUUGUUCGAAGUGCCGAGCAAUUUAUUUCUGAAGAAGAUGUCGCCUUCUUUGUGGCUGAGCAUUAUUAUCUUUUGCUGGGGCAUUAUUACGACAUGUCAAGGUCUGACGACAAGCUUUGGCGGUCUCGUCGCUUGUCGCUUCUUGCUGGGGAUCUUUGAGGCUGGGUUGAUGCCGGGCUGCAUCUACUUGAUUGCGAUGUAUUAUAAGCGCCACGAGUUACAAUGGCGGUUCAAUCUGUUCUUCAGUGCGAGCAUUCUGGCCGGUGCAGUCAGCGGACUUCUUGCCUAUGGCAUUGGAAAGAUGGAUGGCGUAGGCGGUUACCGCAGCUGGCGCUGGCUCUUCAUCCUCGAAGGUCUGGUGACGGUAAUCGCUGGCGUGGCGGCCAAGUUCCUUAUCGUCGACUGGCCCGAAACGGCGACUUUCCUGACCGACGACGAGCGCACACUGCUGCUCCGACGUCUAUCCGAAGACCGGGGCGCGGCGCAGAUGAACCGCUUCGACAAGCCUGCAAUGAAGCGCACGUUCCUCGACAUCAAGAUCUACAUUGGCGCCCUUAUGUACUUCGGAAUCGUCAACACAGGCUACGCUACCUCCUUCUUCACCCCAACGAUCCUCAAACAGCUCGGCUGGACGGAGGUCCGCGCCCAAGUCAUGAGUAUCCCCGUCUACCUCGUUUCAACGGUGGUUUCCCUCACCACGGCCUUCAUCAGCGACCGAAUCCGCCACCGCUUCGGCUUCACCAUACUCGGCUGUCUCAUCGCCACAAUCGGCUACGUGAUCCUCAUCUGCCAGGAAUCGGUUGCCGUGGGCGUGCGUUACUUCGCCGUGUACGCAGUCAUGGCCGGAGGGUUCAUGGCGCAGCCGAUCCUGCUGGGCUGGGUAAGCAACAAUAUGGGUGGACACUAUAAGCAGUCUGUUGCGUCGGCGAUGCAGAUUGGCGUUGGUAACUGUGGUGGACUCGUCGCUAGCAAUAUCUACUUUACUUCGGAGGCGCCGACGUAUCCCACUGGAUUUGGGGUUAGUCUUGGGAUGAUCUGGAUCGGAGGUCUUGCUUGUACCAUCUUCUUCUGUUAUUUGUGGCGGGAGAAUCGGUUGCGGGAACAGGGGAAGAGGGAUUAUCGGUAUCAGUGGGCGAGAGAGGAGUUGGAGAAUGCUGGGGAUGAUCAUCCCAGUUUCCGGUUCACUUAUUGA
Messenger RNA from Penicillium bovifimosum, 1455 nucleotides. RefSeq lists its product as uncharacterized. The coding region runs from base 1 to 1455 and encodes 484 amino acids. Gene Ontology annotation, cellular component: membrane. Gene Ontology annotation, biological process: transmembrane transport. The record is from RefSeq and is a predicted model, not a curated record. The transcript has 5 exons. Gene Ontology annotation, molecular function: transmembrane transporter activity. NCBI's taxonomy places the organism in Eukaryota, Fungi, Ascomycota, Eurotiomycetes, Eurotiales, Aspergillaceae.